AUGCCAACAUGCCUUGCGCCAGCGCAUGCAGCGCCAGCGUCAGCACUUGCCUACGUCAGCCGUCUGCGCUGCCUACAACCCACUCCGCCCGUGCCAGCCGCACCACUUGCGUCACCCGAGCUGCCCUUGCGGCAUGAGCUGCCCGCGCUGCCCAUGUCACUCGAACUGUAUGCACCUUCUAGAGUCAAUCCUAAACCUGUCGUGUUCUCUUUCUCCUUCUCCUUCUCCCUCUCCUUCUCCCUCUCCUUCUUCCUCCCCCUCUCCCUCUCCUUCUCCCUCUCCUUCUCCCUCUCCUUCUCCCUCUCCUCCUUCUCCUACUCCCUCUCCCUCUCCCUCUACUUCUCCCUCUCCUCCCUCUCCCUCUCCCUCUCCCUCUCCCUCUCCUUCUCCCUCUCCUUCUCCCUCUCCUUCUCCCUAUCCAUCUCCCACUCCUUCUCCCUCUCCCUCUUCCUCUCCCUCUCCCUCUCCCUCUCCCUCUCCCUCUCCCUCUCCCUCUCCCUCUCCCUCUCCCUCUCCCUCUCCCUCUCCCUCUCCCUCUCCCUCUCCCUCUCCUCUCCAUCUCCUCCUACCUCUCCUCCUCCCUCUCCUCCUCCCUCUCCUCCUCCCUCUCCCUCUCCCUCUCCCUCUCCCUCUCCCUCUCCCUCUCCCUCUCCCUCUCCCUCUCCCUCUCCCUCUCCCUCUCCCUCUCCCUCUCCCUCUCCCUCUCCCUCUCCCUCUCCCUCUCCCUCUCCCUCUCCCUCUCCUCUCCCUCUCUCCCUCUCCCUCUCCUCCAUCUCCUCCUCCCUCUCCUCCUCACUCUCCUCCUCCCUCUCCUCCUCCCUCUCCUCCCCCUCUCCUCCUCCCUCUCCUCAUCCCUCUCCUCCUCCCUCUCCUCCUCCCUCUCCUCCUCCCUCUCCUCCUCCCUCUUCUCCUCCCUCUCCCCCCCUCCCUCUCCUCCUCCCUCUCCCUCUCCCUCUCCCUCUCCCUCUCCCUCUCCCUCUCCCUCUCCCUCUCCCUCUCCCUCUCCCUCUCCCUCUCCCUCUCCCUCUCCCUCUCCCUCUCCCUCUCCCUCUCCCUCUCCCUCUCCCUCUCCCUCUCCCUCUCCUUCUCCCUCUCCUGCUUCCUCUCAUGCUCCCUCUCCUCCUCCCUCUCCUGCUCCCUCUCCUGCUCCCUCCUGCUCCCUCUACUGCUCCCUCUCCUGCUCCCUCUCCUGCUCCCUCUCAUGCUCCCUCUCCUCCUCCCUCUCCUCCUCCCUCUCCUCUGUCAACGGGAGCUAGACUACGGGCUAGGCACGGGUUCCACUAG
Molecule: messenger RNA, 1284 nt
Organism: Closterium sp. Yama58-4
Lineage: Eukaryota; Viridiplantae; Streptophyta; Zygnematophyceae; Desmidiales; Closteriaceae
Source: the annotation of a GenBank genome assembly